GGCGACUCGUCUUAGGCUGUGAGAUUUCUACUGAAAAACACACAACUGGAGGAUUUUAGGUGUAAACCUGAAGAGACUGUGAGCUGGUGAGUCCUGCUGAAGGUUUAAGAAGAAAUGGCUGAAAAAAAUACUGCUGUUGAGAAGUUCCUGACCUGCCAUGUGUGUUUAGAGACAUUCAGAGAUCCUGUGUCUCUGAGCUGUAACCACAGCUUCUGUUCAAGCUGCCUGAAACAAUUCUGGGAAAAAACUGGAAACCAAAACUGUCCGAUUUGUCAAAGAAAAUCCUCCAAAGACCAUCUAACUGUGAACUUUGCUCUGAAGGAGCUGGCAGACUCCUUUGCUGGCAGACAGAAAUCUGGAUCAUCUGAGGGAGAAGAGAGGGACAAGGAGGAGCUGGUGUGUCGUGAACACCAAGAAGAGCCCAGACUGUUCUGUGUGCAGGAGCAGAGAGCUUUGUGUACUGUCUGCCAUUUUCCUCAUGACAGCAGCCACAGAGUGAUUCCUGUAGAAGAAGCAGUGAAGGAUCUGAAGGAGACGCUGAGAUGUGACUUCAAGUCUCUGCAGGACAAGAGGGAGAAAUACCAACAGCUGCAGAAAACAUACAGGGACGUGGUGAAAGAGUCCAAGAAGCAGCUGGCGUCCACAGAGAGGCAGAUCAGAGCCCAGUUCAACAAGCUGCACCAGUUCCUGAGAGAGGAAGAGGAGUCCAGACUGGCAGCUCUGAGGGAGGAAGAGGAGCAGAAGGCAGAGCGUGUGAGCAGAGAGAUGAAGAGGAUGGAGGAGCAGAUCUCCUCCCUCUCAGACUGCAUGGCUGCUGUUGAAGCAGAGCUGCAGAAAGCCAGCGGGGCGUUCCUCAGCAGCUCCAGAGACGCUCAGAGCCGAGCCAGAGUCCAGUGCUCACUGUCAGAUCCACAGCUGCCCUCAGGACUGCUCAUAGAUGUGGCCAAACACCUGGGAAACCUGUCCUUCUCAGUCUGGAGCAAGAUGAAGGACCUGGUCCACUUCACUCCUCUCAUUCUGGACCCAAACACUGCAUCAGCCUGGCUCCACCUGUCUGAUGAUCUGACCAGUGUGAGAUGUGGAGACACUCAGCAGCAGCUUCCUGAUAAUCCAGAGAGAUUCACUAAGUAUCGUGACGUCCUGGGCUCUGAGGGCUUCAGCUCAGGGAAACACAGCUGGGAGGUGGAGGUGGGAGAUCUUCCAGUGUGGUUCAUUGGAUUGGCGAAAGAGUCAGUUGACAGGAAGGGAAAGGUAUUUCCUACCCCAAAAGAUGGAUUUUGGUGUUUGUGGCAUUUUGAUGAAAAAUUCCAGAAUGGUCAUGGCGAGCCAGUCAUAGUGAAGGAGAGUCUCCAGAGGAUCAGAGUCCAGCUGGACUAUGACAGGGGGGAGGUGUCUUUCUACGACUCUGGAGACCUGAGUCACAUCUACACUUACAAUGACACUUUCACUGAGAAACUCUUCCCUUCUUUCAAUGUUGGAAAAUCUGCUGGAGCCAAAACCACGACUCUCACCGUCUGUCAGGCUGAGAUUACUCUGUGAUGUUCAGACAGGUUCACACAUUUAUAACAAACUCAAGAGCAAAAGAAAUGAAGAGGAAGAAAAUUUCAUCUGAUUGAAAUAAUUAGAAAACUUUAACAGUUAAAUAUGGACUAACACAAGUACAUCAUCAAAUAUCAGUUUAUUGCUUCAUGCAAACAUCUAAUGUUAAAAAAGACAUUUUUUUUUUUACUGUAUUAGCUCUGUUUCAAUUACUUAUUAAGAAAAAUAUUUAAAACUAAUUUCUUCAUUUGUCCAGGAUUAAAAAAAAAUCAUGUUAAAUCCCAUCAAGUGUUUUGAAAAGAUUUAUUUGAGUUUUCUAUAGUCAGGAAGACACCAUGAACACAUUAAGACAAAUUAAUUUGUGUCAAUAACAAAAGUUGAAGUGGGUUUUUUUUUCAUCAUUGUGAUCAGUGUAAUGUUUUAUUUCUGAAAAAAACUGCUGCAAUGUAUAAGUUUCACAUGAAAGUGAAAAAAGGAAUAAAGUAUUUUC
Molecule: messenger RNA, 2029 nt
Organism: Salarias fasciatus (jewelled blenny)
Lineage: Eukaryota; Metazoa; Chordata; Actinopteri; Blenniiformes; Blenniidae
Product: nuclear factor 7, brain-like
Exons: 1
Coding region: 115-1539 (474 amino acids)
Molecular function (GO): zinc ion binding; protein binding
Source: RefSeq, a predicted model, not a curated record